Molecule: messenger RNA, 4329 nt
Organism: Adelges cooleyi (spruce gall adelgid)
Lineage: Eukaryota; Metazoa; Arthropoda; Insecta; Hemiptera; Adelgidae
Product: prominin-1-A-like
Exons: 14
Coding region: 1-2787 (928 amino acids)
Cellular component (GO): membrane
Source: RefSeq, a predicted model, not a curated record
AUGUCACCGACCGAGUUGUCCGCGCCGCUGUGCUCGGUCUUGGCGACCGUCGUCGUCUUGGCUGUCGUCAACGUCGGCGUCGCCACCGCCGCCGUGACAAUAAACGUGACCCACUUGUGUGGCCUACCGGUGGACGUCGCUGGCCGCAAACCGCAUCACCACCGUGUGCCGCCCCGGCCACCGUCACUCAUCAAAGCGUCUGACGCUACAGCCGUCGUGUCCAGGACGGCGACCGACAAGCAAACGACCGUGCUGUUCGCCGUCCGAAAGCCGUGGAUGACGUUCGCGGUGUCCGGCCACACCAACGUACUGUCCGACGUGGCCAACUUAACCGCAUCCGACCGGACGGUGGCCAUUCCGUCGCCGCUGCAGCGGUUUCCCAGCGCCAAGUACGGCGAAAACGUCAAGCUGGACCAGCAGACAAUGUCACCGGAUUUCGGUAGCGAAGACGGUGGCGGUUUCUUCGGAUUAGGUUUUGUCGUCGGCUCGGCGGACGCCGGACUCAGAGCCGUCGGAGUCGCCGAAUCGCUGGUUAUGUGGCAAGCCGUGUCAGCCGAGCUUGUGCUCGACCUCAUCAACAACCCAUACGACUGGACAACAGUGGUGAAAAAAAUAUUGCCGUACGAAUGGCCGUUAAUGGUGGUCUGCUUUGUAAUGCUGUUAAGCGGUUUGUUGCUCACUCGGUAUGGCCUGUAUUGGCAGAGGCGUUACAAAGAAGCAAAGUGGCUGGGCGACACCGGCUGGGAGUCUGGUUGCAAAAAAGGAGUACUAGUUGUUGCUGUCCAAAUUCUCUUGCUCAUGCUUGGAGCUGGCGCUUGUGGUCUUGUUGUGACCAACGAAACCAUGGGAUCGGCCGUGUUCGGUGUCGGUGAUCUUUUGGAGUAUGGAGUCGGUGACUUAGUGGAUAUGUUCUCGGUGACUCAGAAGCAAAUCAGAACGAUUGCCGUAGGCUCGAUGGACUCUACGACUGAUGCUGUUUUCGCGAAACUCGAUGACAUAGCUGAACAAUUAGGAGGAUCUAUCGAAAAUGACAUUUAUGGAUCCGGACACAAGUUCAGUUCACGGACCAACGUUUCUAAAGUAGUCCAAGAUUUCCAGAAAAUAUUUCCAAAGGCGAAGGAUGUGAUCGUGCAAGCCGAACUAGUGAGAGACGAAUUGAUCACUUAUAACAGACAAGUGAUCGAACUUAACGCUGAACUUCAGGUAGUGCCUGAAAGAUGUUCUCUCGACGUGUCAGUUAUGUGCGAUAUGAUCUCCAAGAACAGACUGCAAGCCGAGAACUUAACUUACUUGGAUGAUUUGAUUAAAGCGGUCAAAGGAGUUUUAGAAGUAGAAAACGACGGGUUGUCCAGUCUUCCUUUGUCGUCAGCCGAGAACGCCAACAUCCCAAAGGCGGUGUACGACCAGACAGAAAGAGAAAGAUGGCGAAUAAAACAGUCACUGAUGGAUCGUCGACGUCAACUGGAGUUCUCGAUCUAUCCUUACGAGAGUCACACUCGUAAACUCGUUUCGAAACUAAUGGACAUGAAAGAGCAGGCGAACAAUUAUAUGGGUCAGUUGAAGCAAAUGGAGUCGUACAGGUGGUCCGUCGGUUUAGGAAUAGCAAUAACUGCUCUCGUGGUGUGGCUUUUGUUGGCCUGUAGCAUCGUGGUCAACUAUUGUUCGGACGCGGUUUGGGCGAAGUGUUACUUUUUCGGUUGUGUGAGCGCUAUGAGGCUAACGAGUCUGGUGUUGUGGUUGGCCGCGCUCGUAGGUUUAAUAGUGAGCAGUAAUGGUGAAGCCAACGUUUGCCGGGCCUUGUACGACGAACCUUCGUACGAGACGGUUUCCAAAAUCAUGGACUACCCGGCUUUAACGAACGAGCACGGUUUCUUUUCUUGGUUUGUUUUCGGCAACGACACGCCCACGGCUUCGUUCGGCGAAGUUAUAGAGGCGUGCAAAGCCAAUCGAACGGCGUACUCGACCUUUAGCCUGAACAAAGUGUACAACACCGAGGCAGGUUCGGACUAUACGAAAUGGCCGGGUCUGAUGGACGGCCUCGAGAGUCUGAAAAUGAAAAAAAUUCGUGUUAAUUUGGACGGAGACAAACCCGUGUCGACGGCCGAUGCAUUAAAACCGAUCGCAGAGUCUAUCAACUUGGAUUUUCAAAUGUUUCGAAGUCAGAUUUUAGCUUCGUCUUUAGCUCACGGCAGAGUGACGUUGCUCCGUGAUCAGCUGAACGCACUUCUAACGCAAACGACAACGUUUUCCAACGUAUUUAAAACGACACUCAAACGGGUGGUGGGGAACAUCUCGGACUUGGUGGACACAGUGAUGAACCCUAUGGGGCAAAACAAAAACGUGUUACUGUACCGGAUAACGCUGAUGGAGGUCGAAAUGCAACCGCUGUCGGAAUCGUUGAACCGGACGUGGGCAAAAGCGUACACGAGAAUUGAACACACGGACUUUGAUGAGAUCCUGCGAAAGAACAUGGUCCAGUACGUGAAUAGCAUUAAGUCGCUGUUUGACAAAUACAAGUCACACGUGACGGAGUCUAUCAAAACGGAAGCAGCAUCGUGUAGACCAGUAUGGAACGUGUACAGGAUUGGAAGGGAUUUGAUUUGCCGACAGGCCUUUGACUCUCUCAACGGAUUUUGGGUGAUAUGUUUCGUCAUUGCCAUCUCGAUCACGGCCGCCAUACCGGUGGUGAAGAAUCUGAACAUUUUCCAUAAAUCCCCUUUGUCGUCUAUGUCGCUUUACACCAUACCACCGCCGCCUUCGAUGGAUCUCAUGUGUACAAAUAGCUAGUGCGCAAAUAGAUAGUGAUUAGUGGAUGACACUUAGAAAAACAUUUUAUUAAAUAUACUGAUGACAACUGUGUAUAGUAAUAAUACAAUACUCGGAGCUAUACAUUUAUUUAUUUAGAUACUCGACUUGAUUAUGUUUCUGAUUUUCCACUAGCACUUGGAAACGGGAAACUUUAUUACAACUGUAAUUGUAUUUUAAGUAUUUUUAAUUGCUUUCGGAAAGACUAAAUAGUUUAUAUUAUCUUAAAAUUUUUUUCUUACGAUAAUAAUAUGCAAGUUAAUAGUAGGAGAGUUUAAUUUUGAUUUAUCAAAACGUGAAUCUUUUUAUUUAUAACAAUAAUUGAAUUUAGUGAGAGGAAGUAGGAGUCAAUCCUAAUCAUAUUAUUCCAUAAUAACUCGGCUAAUUCAAAUAUUAUUCACAGCACCAAAAAUGAUAAUACUUACAUAUUAAGGUAUUUUACUAGGGUUUGGCGGAUUUAUUUAUUUAUAUUAAUUAUUGUUGCAAAUUUGUCGCAAAUCGUCGUGUCCCACCCUGUAGUUUGGCCUUAAAAAUCAAACGUGAAUCAUAUUUGUGAGCUUUCAACGCGACAUAGGUUUAUUAUGUUGCCAAAUAUCUACAACCCACUAUGCUCGUUGGUAUUGAAAAUGCGAACAUAUAAUAUAAGUAUAUACACACAAACACACAGUUGAUCAGUUAUACUGAUAAAUGGUACGUUUGGACUGCAUAAAAAUAGUGUCGAAUAUGCGUUGAACAGAAUACAGCCAAACACAUGUAUAUAAUUUUAGUUCUUCACACGGAAAAAAUACGAGUUUCCCUUUUUCGAAUCAACGUUAGUAUAGUACAUUAGCUUUAUACCGUCGUCAAUUUAAAGCGAUUUGGCUUUGCUGCUCAGAAAACGACCGGAUUGUCUGAUAACAAUCCCAUAAGUUUCCUAAUUCAUCCAAACUCUAAGACUCUACUUGCAUAAUCUAUCCCUUCUAUACCUUAAGUGGUAACGGAUAAUAAUAAUUAUACUUAGACUUGUGUUCCAAAUUAUAAUAUUUUGGUCAAAGACCUUAUUACAUUUCGCCCUGGUCUUUGGCCGAUCUGAUAAACAGCUGGCUUGUUUUGUUUGCAUAGGCGCAAUUUAAAUUUUAAAAAUGAGGGUGCUAAUACUCUCUAAGCCCCCCAAUUGUGCCUAUGUUGGUUUGACACGUCAAAGGUGGUGUUAGUAUUAUUCUUUUAUGUUGUCGUGAUGAUCAUUUAUAUAUUUUAUGCUUUUAAUUAAAUGAAAAGUUUUGGGAUAUUCUUGAGGAAAACGGGGAGGGGCGUUGCAAAAAUCCACCCUCUAAGAUUGAAAUAAAAUGUCCACAUUCGCUGAAAAUCUUUUAAAAAUAAAAGACUACUCGAAGCCGUUAUUAUUUAAAACAAAUUAUAUUUUAUCAAGUCAAUGAAUGAUCAGUGUUGUUAUUCUUCGGUUUUUAUAUUAUAGCUAAAACAAUUUCUGCAAAGUUCAAGGUUGAACAAACUAAUUAGGUAUUAUUAUUAGUUGUUUUACUAAAA